AGUGCAGACUCCAUCAUGAACUCUAAGGUCCUCAUUUUCUUCGGCCUCCUGGCCUUGGCCGUAGCUGACAGGCGCCCCUAUGCCUUCAGACGUUCGAGGGACUUCUCCGACGAAUCCUUCGAGUCGAGCGAGGCCCGCUACAACUUCAACUGGGCCGUGAGCGACGAGUUCGGACACCAGGAACAACGCGACGGAGACAACACCAGGGGAUCUUACUUCGUCCACCUCCCCGACGGCCGCCUGCAGAAGGUGACCUACUUCGUCGACGGUGACUCCGGCUACGUCGCCGACGUGUCCUACGAAGGAGAGGCUCGCUUCCCCGACUCCUACGAAUCCUUCGAGUCCCGUGAAUCCCGCAGAUACGGCUAGGACCUUCUAUCUCCCUCCCUCCUUCCUGGAGUUCGACUGCUUUGUCCCCCCCACAACGAAGACACUUGUUAGUACCUGGUUGCUAAACAGAGGCGAACAUUCGUCAGGUUUUAGCUUCAAUUUAGUAAUGUCUUUCCUUAAGUUAUAUUAUUCCCAAGUCUAAAUGAUUCUUCAUCAUGAUGAUUAUUUAUUCAAAUAGAUUAGAUUCACGCCGAUAA
Molecule: messenger RNA, 587 nt
Organism: Macrobrachium nipponense
Lineage: Eukaryota; Metazoa; Arthropoda; Malacostraca; Decapoda; Palaemonidae
Product: pro-resilin-like
Exons: 3
Coding region: 16-369 (117 amino acids)
Cellular component (GO): extracellular matrix
Source: RefSeq, a predicted model, not a curated record